UCCUCAGCGUGGCCACAAAGCCAAACACAAAAAUUGUAAGGAACUGAAGGAAAGAAUGUCGUCUCGUGUUUUGAGGAAGUUACAGGGUGAUAAAGAAUUGGAAAUCUCACGCGGUGACGAUGAGGACGAAGAUGAAUUGAAUUUUGCAUCAGUUAAGUCGAAAAAGAAACAGAAAGCUGUUGUAAAUCCUUUUGAUUUGUUGAAUGUAGAUGAUGAACAGUCAGAUAAUGAUUCUCAAAGUGAUCAAGAAGAAGAUACUACAACAGAUGUUGUGGACCAGAAUGUAAAAGAAGAGAAACCAAGUUCAGCAGAGCCUGCUGAAAAGCAGACAUCUAAAAAGAAAAGGAAGAAGAAAAAGAAGAAAGGAAAAGGAGAAACAGAAAAUGGGAAACACACAAAGGCCCAAAAGGAAAGCGUUGAUGGUGUCAGUAAACAAGUGAAUAGCAAACCAAGAAGUGAUAUUAAAACAUCUGGUCCAGUGGCAACAUUAGGAGAGAGCAUUUCUAGGGCUCUGGAUACUAAAGCUGUGCUUGGAGUGGAACACAGAAACUUGAAUGCAGAGAAUGAAAUGAAGAGAAGAUUUGGAUCUCAUAUUGUCAGAGCAGAACAAAGACAAAGAAGAGCACAUCAGCGAGUCUAUCAUCGCUCAACAAGGUUGGUGUCAGUGAAGCCAUCAUGGCCACACAUGGGAGCAACUGGAAUAAGUAUGGAGUUCCUGGGAAUCAAACGUGGGUACAACUAUUUUGCCUUUAAGCACUCUCCUUCUUAUCAAGAAGUCCAGUUUCUAUUUCUUGAUGCAGUAGAAUCAUUAAACCCCAACAACAUUUCUACCAUUUUAAACACUCAUCCGUACCAUGUAGACUCUCUUCUGCAACUCAGUGAAAUCUGUAAGAUGGGAGAAGAUUACCAGAUGGCUGCAGAGCUAAUAGAAAGAGCUCUCUACUGUCUUGAACACAGUUUCCACACAUUGUUCAGUCUUACACAAGGCUAUUCAAGGCUUGAGUACAGAAGGGCAGAAAACAGGUCCUUCUUUAUUGCUUUGUUUCGUCAAAUCAUCUUUGUGGGACAAAAAGGUUGCUACAGAACAGCUUUGGAGUUAUGCAAGCUCUUGCUUAGUCUGGAACCAGAUGAAGAUCCUCUUGGUGUUCUCCUUAUGAUUGAUUUCUAUGCCUUACAAUCUGAGCAGUUCAGUUUCCUUAUAAGACUCUUUGAGGAAUGGGAGUCCCACAGGAACCUGUCUCAGCUACCAAAUUUUGCUUUCUCUGUGGCUCUUGCCUAUUUCCAGUCAAACAGACAAAAUGGUCAAACAAACAGAGCUGAUGAAUUGCUCCAGAUAGCAUUGAUUAUGUUUCCAAUGGUUUUAUGUCCUCUGAUGGAAAAGUGUAACGUUGUGUUAGACUCCACCCUCGUUCAGCACCCGUUCUUUUGUCCUUCACCAGGAAUCAGUGAACCCGUUGCUUUGAAGCAGCUUGAGGCGCUGUACAUAGGCAGGACAUACCACGCCUGGAAAGAACCCGGGGUGAUCGACUGGCUUGUGCAGAAUGCAAAAAAAGUUCUAGAAAGGGUUGAAGCACGUGAUCCAUUGGUUGAGGAAUGUAAACACAAGCGACAAGUACGUUACAGGGGAACACCGCGAAAUGUUUACAGGCACGUGAUCAUGUCAGAUAUUAAAGAUGCUACUGCUUCUCUUCCUAUGGACUUGGCGAAUGUUCCCCUUGUGUCCUAUGAUCCUCUGCCACCUCAAGAUUCAGUUACAGGCUACGCGCGGCCAUCAAGGAGGAAUAUAAGUCGUGAGGAAGACCACGGUCCUUUAUCCAUGUUUUUCCGCUCGCUGCUUCCUUCCUUCAACGCCCAGGCCCCUAACGGACCACGCGUGGAAGUGAGAUUUGAACAACCCAUAGAGGGAGCAGAGGGUGGGCCCAGGCCUUUGCGGGAUACAGAACUCGCAAGGGGCGUGGAAAACCUGAUGGUCGCCAUGAGAGAACUGCUAAAUACUCUUAGUUACCGUGAAGAACCUGAAGAGGCUGGGGACGAGCAAGGAGAUAACCCCGGAGAAAAUGAUCAUGCUGAAGAUGAAUGGGAAGAUGGGGAAUAAAAACAUUGCAAAGCUUACUUAUAAAAUGACCUUGCACACAGAUUUCUGCGCUCAUCUGUGCAAGUGGAGCUAUUCUUGGUAUCUGUACGGCAAAAUCUUCCAGCUUGUAGUUACAGCAUAGAUCCCCGGAUUAGUUCCAGGUAAACCAGUAAAUGGCUUCCACUAAACUUCCCAACCCGGAUUGACUUCAUCUUCAUGUUGCACCUUGUUUUGUGCGAUACAGCGUUUUGAGACUCUUAAACAAUGGCGAGAAAACUUAGUUUUCCUUGAAGUUUCUUUUUCAAAGUCGCUUAACCUCUUGGCACACUACAACACGCCCAUCCCCGCAUUGAAAGAUGGCGGUGAACCAACUAUUUGCGCGACGUUGUCUCAGUAAACGUUUGUACGACGGCCUGAGGAACGUGACGGUCACAAAACAGGCUGUGACAGUGCAGCAAGGGCAGACGACAACAGCGGAGGCUUAAAAGAUCAGAUUAGAAGGCGUAAUACUUUGUGGAACUGAAAAUUUGAAUUCUGUCCGUUGGCUUAUGUCCUCUAGCCAGGGGUGAAGGGUAUAAAAUGGUAAAAGAAGCUCAAGUUUGGGUUUGAGAACUAUCUUAUCAAUCCUAAUGUUUCAGAAGGCACAGCAUAUUCUUGAUCAAAUCAGAUUUGCUCAAUUAGGAAGAGGAGAUCGGAAAAACGAGCGGAAAGGGCUUUUGAGCUUACUUGUGACUGUUGAUGAGCUUGGUCGGCGGAUUCAUACCCUGCGCGUGCGCAGAAGUUCUAUAAUCCCAGAAAUGCUGAGCUUGCGUGAUAGCCGUACGCAGAUAGGAGAAAUUAUUUGAGUGUGAGGGAGGAAGCCUCUUGCAGCUCUUUGGGUUUCGUUGUUAAGGUCACAUGUAGAAUGAAGCGUAAGUAAUGAAAAUUGAAAACAAGUGACCAGCUGGAGAGUUCUACAUUACUUAAGUUGGCUGGAAGAAUAUAUAUUAUUACAGUAAUUAAACUUAACAAGAAGCAA
Molecule: messenger RNA, 3092 nt
Organism: Orbicella faveolata
Lineage: Eukaryota; Metazoa; Cnidaria; Anthozoa; Scleractinia; Merulinidae
Product: ribosome quality control complex subunit TCF25-like
Cellular component (GO): RQC complex
Molecular function (GO): protein binding
Source: RefSeq, a predicted model, not a curated record